AGGCGCUACUUCGUUGAUGAUUGAAACUCAGUGACUGACAACAACCCCAGCAAGGGCCGCCGAAGUGUGAAAAUCUAAUCCACUCCUCCGCCUCGCGUUCGUGCUAUAGAAAUGGCAUCGCCCGCUUCGCCGCGACUUCCAAGCCCGCCACCCAUUCCAGAGGACCAGCUGUCGCCAGUAUCAGCCUCCGCAGAGCAGCAGAAGCUCUUCAGCAACCUGGACAAUGCCGCUGCGAGAAGGAUACGGCCAGGCACAAAGGCGGAGGAUAUGGCAGAAGGGCCUCCGCUAGUCGAGCUGUCGGAGAUUGACUCAGCGUUCCAGCUCACAGAACACCUCAAAGCGCUUCACUACUUCCUCACACAUCCCAUCGGGGCGAACACGACAAUUCCAGUAGACAGCGAAAUGGCACAUAAGCUGGCACAGUCGCCCGACAACGUAGACAAGACGUUAUGGCUGUACGAGCUAUGUCGAUUCCUUAUUCAGAAGGUCAAUUCCAUCAUCGUUGCCCUGUUCGCCGAUAAUCCACCGUGCUCCUCUACAACCUGCCCCGAGAUGCGCGCUUCAGAGUGGCAGUACUUGUGCGCUGUGCACGACCCGCCAAAGUCAUGUUGCGCCAUCGACUACUGCUGUCACACCCUGGACUGGGCGGCCAAUACCCUCACAUCGCCGAAGCACUUUCCCUCAAGACUGGCGCUGGGCACCGACCAGUCUACACAACACUCCCAGAUGCGCCAGUUGACCAACAUCUUCAGGCGUGUGUACAGGAUAUUUGCACACGCGUGGUUUCAACACCGGGAUAUGUUCUGGAAAGUGGAGGGACGCACUGGGCUAUAUGUCUUCUUCAAGACGGUCUGCGAUAUUUAUGGUCUAAUACCAGAGGACAACUACACGAUCCCGCCGGAGGCUGAGGGAAUCGAGCCACCCACAGAGCCAAGAAUAUCAAUUCUGCCUUCCAUUCUCAAGCGAGAGCCUUCUGAACCAGGACCUCAGGAUUUGGACAAUUCUACGCUCGUAGAGGGAGUGACAGAUAAUACACUAUCAACUGCUGGCACAACGAAACGUCAUAGAAACUCACCCUCUGUCGGCGCGACAUCCGUAACAACAGUAGUGGAAGAGAGUGAAGAGGAGGAGGAACGGCCAACACAACCGCGACCCGUCACGCAAAUUUUCGAGUCGGCGCCUGAAGAAGAGGAUAGUACAAUUUUAGACGAACCAGAAAAAGCUGAUGAUGAGGACGGACCUCAAGAAGCGGAAGAGAAGCUCGAAGAUCCGGCUACAAAGCAAGAAUCCGCAGAUACAUCUAAGACUGAAGUCGCGGAUGUCAAGGCUGCAGAGAUCGAGGCACCUGAAGCUGAAUCCAAAGGAACCGGAGAGGAUCAAGAAGAGCAGCAAGAAGCAGAGAGCAAGCCAGAUGCAGUAGAGUCGAAGGCGGAUGACCCAGAAUCAGCU
Messenger RNA from Cucurbitaria berberidis CBS 394.84, 1449 nucleotides. RefSeq names its product Mob1/phocein. The record is from RefSeq and is a predicted model, not a curated record. The annotation marks the transcript as partial. The transcript is spliced from 3 exons. Gene Ontology annotation, cellular component: cytoplasm. NCBI's taxonomy places the organism in Eukaryota, Fungi, Ascomycota, Dothideomycetes, Pleosporales, Cucurbitariaceae.